This is a messenger RNA of Lethenteron reissneri (Far Eastern brook lamprey), 2638 nucleotides long. Its product is annotated as NXPE family member 3-like. NCBI's taxonomy places the organism in Eukaryota, Metazoa, Chordata, Hyperoartia, Petromyzontiformes, Petromyzontidae. The record is from RefSeq and is a predicted model, not a curated record.
CCGUCGCGUCUCCAGUUCAGGAGUCAUGGACGCGAGGAGGCUGUGCGGGACCUGGGCUCGAGCCUCGGUCGCCCUCCUCUGCAUCGUCGCCAUCGUCCUCAUUGCAAAUGUGUCCCUCAUCCUCCCUCUCCCGCAAAAGCCUCCCUGCCAUGGGAAGCCCGAACCAGGCCCCAGAAAUUCCACCCCAGAACAACGUGACCCCGAGAUGGACGAUCUGAAGCAACUCCUCCGGUGGCCUAACCCGCCCUCCACAUCCUCGUUCGACUUCGAGUCGUCCACCAGCCCCGCAGCCACGAGCUACCGGCUGCUGGGUGGGACAUGCAACUUCACGGUGGGUGACACGCUGCACCUCGCCGUGCAGGCCCGGGACCACCACGGCAGGGACAAGCGGCACGGCGGAGACUACUUUCGCUUCAAAGUCUACUCAGAGAAGCUCCGGGCGGGAGUAUUCGGCUCGGUGCUGGACCACGACAAUGGCUCGUACACGGCGAGCGUCGUGCUGCCGUGGCCAGGCGAGGCCCACGUGGACGUCAAGCUGGUUCACUCGAGCGAGGCCGUGCACAUCAUGAGCCGCCUGCGCGACUCGGUGCCCAACAAGAUCUUCUUUACCGGCUACUUCGAGAAGGAAGGCGCGAGAGGCAAGGCCACCGAGUGCAACGCGGUCCCGCUCUUCCUGGCAAAGGGCGGGACGUGCGAGUACAGGGACGCGGCCACGGGACACGCGUGGUUCUGUGCGAUGCCCACCACGCUGCCCUGUGACUCCCUGCGCUUCCACUCUGAUGGGGGCCGCAGGAAAGUUCUCACCAAUCAGGAGGAGCGGUUGUUCAGCAACACAAUCUCCAAAGUGACCAUCGGUGGAGAUCCGAGCCAGAUCGAGGUGCUGCCAUCCCCAUCACCACGCGACCUCGAGGCCAGCCUUGGGCCAUGCGUGCCAGGCCACCCCGUGCCCUCCCCAAGCGGCUACUACCUCAACGAGGAGUGGGUGUCGCUGGCAUGCAGGGCGCGGCCCUUCCCUGCCCCUCAAGACCUGGCAAAGUGCCUGCGCAGAAAGAGGCUCUACCUGUUUGGAGACUCCACCAUUCGACAGUGGUUCGAACACAUCUCCACCCAUGUGCCGGACAUGCAGCUCAUCGACAUCGGCUCGACGCACCUCGGCCCCCUCAUCGCGGCCAACGUGGGCGCAGCGAAGACCUUCGUGCUGUACCGCACGCACGGCCCGCCCUUCCUCACGGCCAAGCGGCCCUUCGCGGCCCUGCACUACGCCGCCAACGAGAUCGACGGCCUCGUCGGCGGGAAGGACACGGUGGUGGGGAUCAGCGUGUGGGCUCACUUCACGGGGUUCCCAGUGUCUCUCUACAUCGCUCGCAUGCGCGGCAUUCGCGCCGCGGUCGUCCGCCUGCUGAAGCGAGCCCCCGGGACGCUGGUCGUCUUCAAGUCGGCCAACACCAGCUACCACUCGGUCUACCAGUCCGAUUGGCUCGCUCUUCAACUGGACCGCGUCAUGCGCCGUCUCAUGGCGGGGUUGCCCGUGGUGAUCUUGGACGCCUGGGAAAUGACGGCGGCCCACCGCUACCCCGACAACUUGCACCCCGAUCCCGUCAUCAUCCACAGCGAGAUCAAGCUCCUCCUGGCCUACGUGUGUCCCCGGUGAGACCCAUGCGAGAUGCCUGUGGGCCUAGGGAGCCUCAUGUGUCGCCUGUGUGUCCACCGAGAGGAUGACGAUCGGGUGGUUUUGCCAAACUGCAGUUCUGCUCGCUGCAGGAAACCCAAGAGGCGGCUUAGUGCCUCCUGGGUGCUACGGCAAUGCGGACGACGAGGCUUUGGGAGCGUGGCUCCUCGCUUGCCCCCCUCCGACUCUGCCCAACGGGUUCCCCGUGCUCGAGGACCUUGGGGGCGGAAGAGAAUUUGGCGAGGAGUCGGCCACAGCAGACCUUGGAGAGGGGGCUGCUCGCUUGGGGGCUUUGCCAGCAGGAACCCUCAGCAGCAGGACCUCCGCUUGGGGGCGACACGGAGGCCCUGCAGGACAGCGUUGGCCGCUUAUUGAAGACGCUCGGAGUUUGAGCCCGGCGGGCGCCCUGGUUGCCGUGUACUCCCAAUUAUAAAAGACGCGCCAUGCAGAUGCACCCUAUACUUUGGGGUCAUUUUGUAAAAAAAGAUUUUUUUAUCACCGGAAUAUGGAACGGGUAUAUAGCGUCGUCUUCCAGGUGAUGAUUACCGAACGCGUUGCUUUAAAACUGGGAGAGAGGGUUGUCUACUGGAAGAUUAUUCUGAACUAUAUUAAAACGAAUCAUGUUCGCAGCACUAUGAGACGCACACCGAACUUUAGCUUUAAAUACUGGGUCAAGAGUGCAUUCGUAUGGGAAAAAAGCAAAUGGUCUUCAACAGUACUGUUAACCAGUAGUACUGGCACGGCACACGAGGGGGUGGGGGUGGCAAACACCACGCCUUUGUCUCCAAAAUGCUGAUGUUUACACACCACACCAGGUACUCAUUUGAGGCCGAGUCGACCAGUUCAGAUAAUUAUCACUGGUGUUGACAUCGAGCAGUAAUCAAACUUGGGUCACUGAUAGUGCAGUGGGCUGACCACUCCACUACCGCUCCGCCAUGUAGGCAAGUACUUAACUCACACACGCCAAUU